AUGGUCACUACUAUUAGUGAUACUUUCUUUAGGUCUUUGCCUAGUAAGCCUCCUUUGAAGGAAUUGUCUGAUUUGAAUAUCGACAUAAAUGUUACUGUUGCCAAUGGUAACAAACUUGCCAUUUUUGGGUAUAUUGAAAUCACUCUGGCUGUUCCUGAUUUGAAUUUUGAACUUGAUGUUCCAGUACUUGUAGUUCCCGACACUGGCAGUCAUCCGGUGAUUGUGGGCACCAAUAUCAUUAGACGUUGUAAGUCAGCGUCUGUGGCACCCGCCCGUCCAUUGCCUGAUUCUUGGCAAUCAGCCUUUGAUGCCCUAGUCUGUGAACCUAUUACAGUAAAGUCUACUAAUGAGCAUACUGUAGAACUUGGUCCUUAUGAGUCUGUUACCCUUAACGGAAUUGCCAGAGGUCUUAAACAUGAUGUUCAGAAGAUUGUUACUGAGAACAUUUCUCCUGAUAGCCCAUACCUUGUUAGACCCCAUGUUUUGAAGGCCCCUCACCAUGGUAAUUAUGUCAAGGUCCCUGUUAGGUUGUGCAACAUGACUGCCAAACCCGUCCUCAUCCGGCCAAAGUCAGACAUAUGUGUUGUAGACGAGGUCAAGGUCGUUGAUAAUCUUGCUUCUUCACUUCCUCCUUCCUCUUCUUCUAGUCUUGACCCAGUUGACGAUCUUGGUGUCAAAAUCGAUAUCGAUAACUUGUCACCAGAUCAGAUUCUGCGGGUUCGCCAAGUACUUGGUAAUUGGCGUCAUAUCUUUUCUACCGGCCCUACUGAUCUUGGCUGUUCCAAUAUCGUCAAACAUAAGAUAGUUCUUACCAAUGACACGCCCUUUAAACAACCAUACCGCAAGAUUCCACCAGGAAUGUAUGAGGAGGUACGUCAACAUCUUAAAGAUAUGGUUGACUGCGGUGCGAUUCGCGAAAGUGAUAGCCCGUACUCCUCUAAUGUAGUUCUUGUGCGAAAGAAAGACGGCUCAUUGCGUUUUUGUCUGGAUUUCCGUAUGUUGAAUUCCAGGACACGUAAGGACGCCUAUAUGCUGCCAAGGUUCGAUGAUACCGUCGACACUUUGGUAGGUUCCAAGUUCUUCUCCAAACUAGACUUACGCUCAGGUUACUGA
Molecule: messenger RNA, 1113 nt
Organism: Mya arenaria
Lineage: Eukaryota; Metazoa; Mollusca; Bivalvia; Myida; Myidae
Exons: 1
Coding region: 1-1113 (370 amino acids)
Source: RefSeq, a predicted model, not a curated record